This is a messenger RNA of Lizanozyma spartinae, 630 nucleotides long. RefSeq lists its product as uncharacterized. The transcript has a single exon. NCBI's taxonomy places the organism in Eukaryota, Fungi, Ascomycota, Pichiomycetes, Serinales, Debaryomycetaceae. The record is from RefSeq and is a predicted model, not a curated record. Bases 1 to 630 code for a protein of 209 amino acids.
AUGGAUAUUCAGGAAUACAUAGUGGCGCCUGGUAACUUCAACUUUGUGGAUCUUUGUGACGAAGCAGACGAAGCCGAUCGCAAAACCUUGGAGCUAUUUGCGUUUGGAACCUUUGAAACCUAUUGCAAAUAUAGAGACCAAUAUGAAAGACUUAACGGGCCAAUGACAUGGAAACUCAUACAGCUUCUGGUUUUAAGCGUAGUAAACCAUCACGAGAAUACCAGUGUGUCCAUAGAUAGUGUGUUGGACCAACAUGGAGUUCGCCAAGGAAUACACUGGUGGCUCCAACAACAACUUCCACAACUGACUGAUGUAUAUGAGACUUUUGAUGACGUAAUCAAAGAUAUGAUUAAACAAGAAGGGAUAGAUGCUAGGAUAGAUCACGAAAACGAUAGCAUAAUUGUUAGAGAAGCUCGUGCUUUACGAGAUGUGUAUGAUCCUACUUUCCAUCACUUACAAGUUCUCCAGCCGUCAGAUAUCUCCAACCAAUCUCUAAUCAAUGCUCUAGAGGUCUUGCGUAAUUGGCAAAACAAUCAUGUGGAAGCAAUGGCUAAAGAGUUUGAUAUCACUAAGGCACUGUUGGAUCCGAAUCCUCGGAAACGAAAGUCACAAGUCCUAGGAAUAAGUUAG